This is a messenger RNA of Uncinocarpus reesii 1704, 879 nucleotides long. RefSeq names its product 30S ribosomal protein S10. Bases 1 to 879 code for a protein of 292 amino acids. The record is from RefSeq and is a predicted model, not a curated record. Lineage: Eukaryota; Fungi; Ascomycota; Eurotiomycetes; Onygenales; Onygenaceae. The transcript has 5 exons. Gene Ontology annotation, molecular function: structural constituent of ribosome. Gene Ontology annotation, cellular component: small ribosomal subunit; ribosome; mitochondrion. Gene Ontology annotation, biological process: translation.
AUGUUUUCAAUUCCUUAUUUCAGAUCGGCAUUGCGAUGUAGCAAGCGAUUAAAGAUAUCCAGCCCGAUCCGACCGCUCAGCACCACAUCGCCUAGAUUGAAUGAUGUUCAACCCCCAGAGGUGAGGGACGUGGAUGCGUCGAAAUUCACUCCUGAACAGAUUUCCUAUGCCGAAAACCCAGAUGAGGAUCCUGCAGCGAAACAAUGGAUGGAACGUCUCGAGUCGAUUGGCUCCAAAUUCCGUCUCCCCCGAAGCGUUCAGGCGCUCUACCUCGAACCUAUCAAACGCGAAGCUACCUUUGGCCUUCCCGUAUGCGAUCUCCAAAUUCGCUCCUAUAGCGCCCGUCACGUCGAGUUCUUCGCAGACUUCGCCCUCCGAGCAGCCUACUACCUCCGUCUACCUGCAGCCGGCCCCGUCCCGCUCCCACGGCUCGUGGAGCGGUGGACAGUGUUGCGAAGUCCGUUCAUUCACAAGAAGACUCCAGAGAAUUUUGAGAGAAUCACGAAAAGGAGGUUGAUACAAAUUAAGGAUGGGAAUCCGGACGGGGUGCAGGCGUGGUUGGCAUUUUUGCGGAAACACCAGUUCCAUGGCGUGGGUAUGAAGGCGAAUGUGUUUGAGUAUUCUAGUCUAGAUCUCGGCAAAUCAAUGGACAAAGCUGGCAUGGAAUCCCUGAAAUCCCUUGAUGAAGAAUUCGGCAAAUUUGGCGCCAGGGAUGGUGCGCCGUUCUCCGAGUCAAUUGAAGAUAUUCUUGAGAGGGAACGAUUCACGCGCAAUCACGCGCCACUAGACGAGGUUCGAAAAUAUACCCGCCUCCGCGCGCCUAAAAGCGAGGAGACGGAAAACCCUCAAAAGCCUCAAAAGAGGCAUCGAAGGCGAUGA